AAACGUCAAGGGGUCUGAAUACUUUCCGAAGGCACUCUAUAUUACUUUUUUUUACAGUAGCAUGAAAACAUAUUCAGAAAAGAAAUCUCGGAACAACUUUUUUUUUAAACAAAGAAACCUGAAGGAAAGAAAGAUAGGAAGCUAAUGAUAUCUAGUCAAAUCCUAUCACAUGUAUUUUUGGAGAUGCGGGUGACAGAAAGAAUAUCCCAUUUGAUUGUCAGUAAAACAAAAGAGAGGAGGACAAACAAGAGAUGCGGGAAAUAAAAGAUAUGUAUAGCUGGGUGUGUGAGUGCGUGCUGCAUUUAAUGAGGUUUUAGAAACAAUAAACACAUGUCCCAAAGUGAGACAAUUCUGUCGACAUUGACAACCCAGAAGAGAAAAAAAUAGAAAGUUCAUGAGAUCAGAUGAAAGAUCUGUAAAACAACUCAAAAGUAAAUGAUAAUUGAAUUUAUAUUUCAAUGAGUCCCCUCUCUUGUUGAGGGUGCACAUCUCAGUGUCGUGUCAUCAAACUCCCAGUCCAUCCUAAUCAUCACGUUAUAAAUUGGUCUUGGAUCUGUGCCAUGUCGCUUCAGCCCAGUUUAUUCCACUCCUGAGUGAAAUGUAUUCGUUUGAGAGAGAGAAAAAAUUACAUUAAUUUCCACUGCUAUUGUGAUUUUUUUCAAGCAAUCAUAAAUAUUGUUUAAAAUGGGCGAUGACAGCUUACAGUGACGUGUCUGUCCGUGCACCUUUCCGUAAUGGUGAUUUGGAGACUUUUUUGACUCGCCCUGCCCAUCAUUGCGCUGCGCAUUAUAAAAAUCGCGCCCCAUCAGUGGGUACCCUCCAGAACGCACAGGAGCAGAAUACGCCUGAGGACAGCUUCUAUCUAAACCAUCCUUUAAACCCUCAACUCAGUAUGCAUCCUAACUUGGGUACCUGGCUGGGCGCACUGACUCUCCUCGUCUGGACCUUUAUAUGCAUCGGGACGCUCGCGGAAGGCUACCCGGUCAAACCUGAAAACCCCGGCGAAGAUGCGCCGGCGGAGGAACUUGCCAAGUAUUACUCCGCUCUCAGACAUUACAUCAACCUCAUUACAAGGCAGAGGUAUGGGAAGAGGUCCAGCCCUGACACACUGGAUUCACUGAUCUCAGACCUGCUGCUAAAGGAGAGCACAGAUACGCUCCCACAGUCCAGGUAUGAUGAACCGUCGUUGUGGUAACCGUGUCACUGUCCCCGCCCAGCACCCUACCAUCGCCACGACAAUAUACUGACCUCAACAACACGGCCGCCUCACCAUGGCCGAUGCCCCAUCCUAACAACCCCAGUUAGCACCCUACCAUCCCCCUCUCCCCAUCCUCCAUCCAGAGGUUACUCCUGUGCCAGAUAACUAACUGCAUAUGUACAGAGUCUUAUUUAAGUCACCUGUACAUUGGUAAGUCAGGGGAGAGAAUUAUUGAUUGUAUGGUAAAACUGUGCUAUUAAAUAUUAAUUAUAU
Molecule: messenger RNA, 1471 nt
Organism: Salmo salar (Atlantic salmon)
Lineage: Eukaryota; Metazoa; Chordata; Actinopteri; Salmoniformes; Salmonidae
Product: pro-neuropeptide Y
Biological process (GO): feeding behavior; neuropeptide signaling pathway
Cellular component (GO): extracellular region
Molecular function (GO): neuropeptide Y receptor binding; neuropeptide hormone activity
Source: RefSeq, a predicted model, not a curated record